GUGCCAUACGGUGAGAGUGCAUUUAUACUAGUAAUGGAAAUGUGCAUACUUAAAUGCAAGAAAUGCUGUCAAAACUAAUUAUAGUCCUUUGGAAAAUAAUCUAGAAAUACACUGUGUGACCAAUCAAUCAAGACUAAACUUUUGUUUCACAGCAAUCAUAUUUAUUUAAUCACCAAUCAUAUUUAUAAUUUUUCGGAAUUAUGUGAAGCAUCAGUACCUGCUGAAUUUACCUUGAACCAAAGUUCUUCCAUGGUUCAAAGUCGCAAGUGUAAAAUAUUGGGAGAGUUUUGCACCAUGAGUGGCACUUCAAAAGUUGAAUUAGUCAAGCAACCUCCAUUGGUGGGAAACAGUACAGAGUUUCUAUCUGCCUCAGAGGGUAAACUGUCAAAGGAGAAAAUACAUUCCAUGAGAAAGAAAAGGUUGCAGAAACCAUCAUCCAGUUCAACAAAAGAAAAUCAACCUCCACCAAAGGAAACCAACAAAAAACAAGAAUCUCAUUCAGAUGACACGCCUGCAUUAGUGAGAAGCCAUCCCAUUCAGAAGAAAAGAUCUCGAAAGCAGUUAUUCGGGCCAUCAGAAAGUGAUUCAGAUGAGCAACCAGAAAAAGUAUUCAUAAUGGACAUAACAAAAAAUCCUGAGGGUCAACAAGCCAAUUCAACUACUGCAAUAUUACCCUCUACUAGUGAUGCAGAAAUAACUAAGUUUCAGGAGAAAGUGGAAAUGUUCAAUGAAAAAUGGCCAAUAUUCAAAGUAGAUGAUCCACUCUUUUUCAAGAAUCUAGAAAAGUUGGCGGAAGUUCUGCUAGAACCCCGAGAUGAUCAAGUGUGCCAAACUGUACCAAUUGGUUGUGACAAGAAUAUGUCUUUCUUGGUGGAUGUGUCUAAGAAUAAUUUCCUCCAAAACAAUACUUGUGAUGAGACGGGCAAGUAUAAUAAACCAUCUUACACAAAAAAGACAGUCCGAGGUGGUCAGUUCACCUUAAUUCGCAAGUCUGCGCGACAUAAGGACACACCUGAUGUCCAGAGAAUCAUUUACCACCUGGUAAAUAAGUCUGGUGAAACUCAGAAAAUUGUUGCAGUCUGCUAUCAAUGGACUGGUAAAAAAGGUGACACAGCAAGAAAGGAGCCCCACAGCAGUUCAGUGCAGCCAGUCCUCACUGAAGUAGGUCCACCACGAGACAUUUAUGGCAAUAAAAACAAGCCUGUGGGUAAUGGUGAUCAACCUUUCACUGUAUGCAGUAAAAAUAGAUGCAAUGCAAAAGUAUGCUAUGGUUGUGGCAGGAAAUUUGUGGCAUCAUCAGAUCGUCCUCCAAAUGACCUUCUCCUGAAACAUUUUGAUUAUAGAGAAUGGACAGACAAAGACACAAAGCAAAUGAUGAAAAGUAAAACACUUCAAGCAACAUAUUUUCAUCUCAAUAUUGACUGUGUAAGACGUAGAUACCCUCAAACAGAAAUCAAAGACAUCACUGUAUACAAUGAGGUGAAGGACCAAUUGUCACCAUUACAUAUACGCAAGCUGCAGUCGUUUGGCAUCACGCUGAAAUGAGUGUGUGCA
Molecule: messenger RNA, 1554 nt
Organism: Thalassophryne amazonica
Lineage: Eukaryota; Metazoa; Chordata; Actinopteri; Batrachoidiformes; Batrachoididae
Exons: 2
Coding region: 250-1545 (431 amino acids)
Source: RefSeq, a predicted model, not a curated record